AGUUCCCCGCGCUAAAGACGGAGGGUCCCCCACCACUUUAUUCUGCCUAUGACUCGACUAACUUACUGGUUUCUCCCCCUCCGCCUGUCGCAUUGACACCAGUGCUAGACGGGGGUUUCUCUGAAUCAAUAAUAGGGUCUCGAAUUUCGGUAGCUUCAGCAUCCUCCCGACGGUCACCCGCUGCGAGCUAGCUUCCCCCUCAGCUCGUAACCUCUCUCUUACUCUUCCACAUCAUCCGUCCAUUGAUCUCUGCCCAACCAUCAGCUAGCAUCAUGGCCGAUCAACGCGUAAACGUCCAUAUCCCACCCCGUCCGCCGGUGCUCGACAGCGUGCGGCUCCAGAACAUCCAGUUGACGCUCCCUGCGGCCCCGGACCCAUGGCACCGACCCAGCAAGCCGCAGCCCUGCUCCGCAUCGCUGAACCUAUCCUAUUCCUCCGCCGUCGCCGCCGCCAUCGCCGACGAUGUCUCUCUAUCACUGGACUACGGGAAGCUCUACCGCCGCCUGGAGGAGGAUAUCCGCAACAUCGGCAAGUCGGGCGAUGCAUCGGCGCAGCAGCUGGUCAGCCUCGACGGCAGCCGCCGGGAUGAGAUGCUGGGGGCUGCGCUCGGGGAGGACGUACGGCUGACGGCGGGGAUCGUCGCGAACUGCGGGCUGGGCCUCCUCGACGAGACCGCCGCCGGCGUCCGGCGGAUGUCCCAUGUGCACCAGCACCACGACACCCGGCGCCGGAGCAGUGCGUCGGCGGGCUCCCAGGCGCAGGCCCAGGCGGCCAUCUUCGGCAACCCGUCGGCGGCGGCCGUCCCGCCGCCCAUCGACGCGGUGUUCGGACAGUGCGAGGUCUCGUUGCAGCUGCCCAAGGCGCUGCUCCGCGCGGAGGAGGGACUCAAAUACCGGAGCGUGACCGUCUGGGGGUACCGGCAGCGGAACGGGGCGGCUGCGGUGGACAACCUGGCGGAGGCCGAGCGGUGCCCGGUAGUGCUGGAGGAGGAGUUCCGGAUCGAUGGGAUUCGGUGCUAUUGUAUUCUGGGGGUCAACUCCCACGAGCGAGUCGAGAAGCAGGCGGUCAUCGUCUCGUUGGAAUUCAAGGGCCCCGGUCAGCUGCCCUGGGGGUCCACGGUGAUCAAUACCUACCAGGCCAUGACGCGGGCGGUGGCAGAGCGGGUCGAAGCUACGAGUUUCCAGACGGUCGAGGCGCUGGCCACUUUCGUGGCGCGCAUUGUGACGAUGGAGUUUGGGAAUGAGCGAGUGACGGUGUUGGUUCAGAAGCCCAGCGCGUUGUCGUUUGUAGAACGAUCUGGGGUCCAGAUUACUCGGUCGCAAUCAUUUUUUGAGUAGGAAGGAUGUAUUGUACCUCCUGUUAAAAUUUCAUUGGAU
Aspergillus japonicus CBS 114.51 is the source of this 1376-nucleotide messenger RNA. RefSeq names its product dihydroneopterin aldolase. Gene Ontology annotation, molecular function: dihydroneopterin aldolase activity. The coding region runs from base 273 to 1337 and encodes 354 amino acids. Gene Ontology annotation, biological process: folic acid-containing compound metabolic process. NCBI's taxonomy places the organism in Eukaryota, Fungi, Ascomycota, Eurotiomycetes, Eurotiales, Aspergillaceae. The record is from RefSeq and is a predicted model, not a curated record. Gene Ontology annotation, cellular component: cytoplasm. The transcript has 3 exons.